UGAUGGGGCCAGCCAUCGUCACUAGUUGAAGGCUCCGUUGUUGCAUCAUAUUGUGAAUAUCAGCGCUCGCGCUCCGCGGGCAGAGCUGGCUCGCUCAGAUAUUUCAAGUCGCUGUGGAUUGUGGGAGUCGGGGACACUGCCCAGGCUUUUUACCAGAGAACGGGAGGGAUUUUUUUCGGCUGUGCUCAUAUUUUUUAGCCUCACACUGGUUGCAGCCUCAGCAUCAUGUCCAGCCGAGGAGGAAAGAAGAAGUCAACCAAGACAUCUCGGUCUACCAAGGCCGGGGUCAUCUUCCCUGUGGGGCGCAUGCUGCGUUACAUCAAGAGGGGAUUGCCCAAAUAUCGCAUCGGCGUGGGGGCACCAGUUUACCUGGCGGCUGUCCUUGAGUACCUGACUGCUGAAAUCCUGGAGUUGGCAGGUAAUGCCGCUAGAGACAAUAAAAAGGGUCGUGUAACGCCAAGACACAUCCUCCUGGCCAUUGCCAAUGAUGAAGAGUUAAACCAGUUGCUGAAAGGUGUGACCAUUGCAGCAGGUGGAGUCCUGCCCAACAUCCACCCAGAGCUCCUGGCUAAGAAGAGAGGAGCUAAGGGCAAACUGGAGACACCCGUCUCACCUGCCCCAGAGAAGAAACCCAAACCGGUGAAGAAAACAGCAGCUAAGAAACUGAGUGGGAAAAGGGGAGGAAGGAAGGCUAAGAGACAGGGUGAUGUGAGCAAGGCAGCAUCAGCAGACAGCACCACAGAGGGAUCUCCAGCUGACAGCUUCACCGUGCUCUCCACCAAGAGCCUCUUCCUGGGUCAGAAGCUCAACCUUAUCCACAGCGAGGUCAGUAACUUGGCUGGCUUUGACGUGGAGGGGGUCAUCAACCCCACCAAUGCUGAACUUGAACUUAAAGAUGAUCUAGGCUCAGCUCUGGAGAAAAAGGGAGGAAAGGAGUUCACUGAAGCUCUGCAAGAGCUGAAGAAGAAAAACGGCCCUUUGGAGGUGGCUGGUGCUGUUUUGACCUCUGGUUUUGGUCUGCCUGCAAAGUACAUCAUCCACUGUAACAGUCCAGGCUGGGGCUCCGACAAGUGUGAGGAUAUGCUGGAGAAGACGGUGAAGAACUGUCUGGCUCUAGCAGAUGAGAAGAAACUCAAGUCUGUGGCCUUCCCCUCCAUUGGUAGUGGAAGGAAUGGCUUCCCGAAGCAAACGGCAGCCCAGCUGAUCCUUAAGGCCAUCUCCAGCUACUUUGUGGCGACCAUGUCUUCCACCAUCAAGACCAUCUACUUUGUGCUGUUUGACAGCGAGAGCAUCGGGAUCUACGUGCAGGAAAUGGCUAAGCUGGAGACGAGUUAAAAGUAUGGAAUACUCUCUUCGCCCCUCUCCUCCCCUGUUUUUGUUUUUCAUUUUUUUUUUGUGCAAGGCGAGAGGAAUAUGUUUACUAGUGAUUUGUUAGAUAUAAAGAAAUGAAGAAAAGAAAAAAUCUAAAGGUUGGGAAGUUGUUUCUGCAUUUAUGUUUGUAUGUUUCUUAUAUUGCUUUUAAUUUCUUAUUUACUUGUCACCUCUUGUGUUUAAAUGUAGAUGUACACUGUUCAUUCUGCAGCCUUUUAAUACAAACAGUGCUGCACAGUACAGAUUGGUCAUUUUGAGAUUUAAUUUUCAUAUAUGUAAGAAGUUACAAGACAGAGCUGCACCUCAAUUACAGAGACUUCCAGAGAAGUCCAAUAAAUACGGGUUAAUGCAUGUAAAGGCAGUAAAGAUACUAAAAAUGGCUAUUCUCAUUCUGUUGAGCUCAAUAUUACAAAACAUUUAUUGUUGAUGUAUUUUUGGUACCAUCGCUGCAGCUUAGAAGCAUCUGUUGUACUGUACAAUGAAAAGGUAAAGUGUAAUGAGAAGUUCAGUUUGAUCUACUUUUGGUCUUUAGGAGACUUGAAUAUUAGAAUGAAUCUUUGUGUUGUGUGUUGCAAAUUCCUCCUUUUGCCUUUGUUUAUGGAGGCCAAAUAUGUUCUCAGUGUGCUGCAGAGACCUUUAAUUUCCAACAAAAGAAGAAGAAUAUGAAGUUAUUUGUAAUGUAAAUGCCAUCACUUGCUGGUUAUUUACAGUAUAUUUAGAUCCGUUUAUGGGCCGCAACUGGAGAUUGGAGGUUUUUGCAGGGCAACAGUGGAUUCUAUUGUGUAUUCCUCUAAGUGUUUAUAUAGAUAGAAGUAUUUGUGAAAUGUUUUAAUUUUUACACUGAUUCUAAAUGGCACAGGAUUUGGAAGAAAAAAAAAAAACUAUACGAGAUUUUUUGUGUGUGUUUUGUCUUUGUUAAGCCAUAAAACAAAUGUAUUCACUUUAUUGCUGGAAAUGGAGGCUCUCUGCUGUUGUUUUCAGUUCGCUCUUUCACUCAGUGGCCAUCAGGUGGCUCCCUGUGAUCAAGCAUCGAGUGUGUCAUCUCUGCCAUCUGUUUUUUGGUGCAGCAGCAGAACCUCCUCACACAGACGCUGGUCAAUUUGAGUUGGAUUUGAAUUGGGAUUGAUGGACAUGUACAGAGGAACCUGGCUGCUCUGCUGCAUUUGGACUUUUCAACAGCCUAACUUUCUUAUAAGAAAAAAAAAACUUGCGUUUCUAAAAAAACAAAAAGGAAAAAAAAGCUACAAUUGAUGAUUCUACAACUGGUCUGUACACUCCGGUAAUAAAAUACCUUUGAAAACAUGAA
This is a messenger RNA of Melanotaenia boesemani (Boeseman's rainbowfish), 2677 nucleotides long. Its product is annotated as core histone macro-H2A.1. The record is from RefSeq and is a predicted model, not a curated record. Gene Ontology annotation, molecular function: structural constituent of chromatin; protein heterodimerization activity; DNA binding. The transcript has 10 exons. The coding region runs from base 226 to 1335 and encodes 369 amino acids. Gene Ontology annotation, biological process: nucleosome assembly. NCBI's taxonomy places the organism in Eukaryota, Metazoa, Chordata, Actinopteri, Atheriniformes, Melanotaeniidae. Gene Ontology annotation, cellular component: nucleosome.